This is a messenger RNA of Camelus dromedarius (Arabian camel), 3083 nucleotides long. It is a transcript of the gene WDPCP, whose product is annotated as WD repeat containing planar cell polarity effector. Gene Ontology annotation, biological process: cilium organization; establishment of protein localization; nervous system development. NCBI's taxonomy places the organism in Eukaryota, Metazoa, Chordata, Mammalia, Artiodactyla, Camelidae. Gene Ontology annotation, cellular component: axonemal basal plate. Bases 1314 to 3053 code for a protein of 579 amino acids. The record is from RefSeq and is a predicted model, not a curated record. The transcript is spliced from 17 exons. Gene Ontology annotation, molecular function: protein binding.
CGUGUGCGGCUCGAGGGAGCCCGGCGGAGGUGGGCGCUGAGCCCAGCCUCGGAAUCCCGCGCGUAGGAGCCCCACCUCUGGCGUCUGGGAAAGGACUGUUUCACCAGUAAGACUCCCAACCUUCCACAGACAAGGGAGAGAACCUGAAGCACGAGUGCUUGUUUUUUCAGUCCUUAAAAAAUGUUUCCGCUUACCAGAGACUGAAGUUAUCUGUCUGGCGGAGCCAGAGCACUCCCACAGCAACUCUCCCGAGAGCGACCCGGCCAUUCUUAGUAGACACAAAGUCUCUUAAUACAGCUCGUCUCGGGAGGGUAAAGAUGCGUUAAGGAGUAAAGCAGUGGGAUGUCUGGGGCACACUAACAGGAGGGGGAUUGAGGGCUUCGAAGAAAAUGCCAGGUGAAGGCUCUCACACCAGAAGCACCACCCCGGUUCCUAUUCCUGUAAAGAUUUCCGCUGUGAUAGGCGUUUACUUUUCUGAUUAAAGUGGAAGUGGCUUAAGUUACCCCUCAAGACAUGCUUUAAUAGAUUUUUGAAGUCCUCAUGGUAAGAGGACGUUAAAAGAACGUAUUCGAUGACUUGGGAACUGCAAGAGAGCCAGCCCAGCGCCCGCUAAAUCACACCUGGUAUCGCCAACCCCACCUAACCUGUAAGACCCAGUGCGCCUCGCCUGCCUGUGAUUGGGUGUGUCUCUGACUUUACAAUUCAUGACUCAACCUACCUGCAUCAGGACAAAUAAAUUGUCAGCGCUCGCUUUAGGUACCUCCAAUAAACCAGCUCAUUCUCAAGUUUGAGACUAUGGACAACACUAAUCAACCAAGGAUCUCCCCAGCUGCUGCCAGAGGAUUCUUCUGAAAGUCAAUAUGGAUCAUGUUCUUCCUGUUAAAAGAAGUUGUAGAAGGAGAGGAAGAAGGAAGACUGUGAGAAACUGCGCCAGCCAUCCCAACCUUCAGCAACCACCACUCUGAUCAGUCCGCAGCCACCAACAACGAGGCAAGACCCUCUACCAGCAAAAAGAGUAUGACUUGCGGAAGGCUCCAAUAAGGGUUACCUUUUUUUUUUGGCAAAAGCAUUUUCAAAUUAAGGUAAAGAUCAACCUGAAGCACAUUUUUGAGCUGUUUUCCAGGACCCAAAACCCCUCGAGCGAUCAGCCACAGGAAUACCUGAAGCCUAAGGAAUGAUGAUGUUGACCUUUGCUAACUGUCGUAACUUCACUCAAAUGAAGAUCAUGAGGCUUAAAGAGAUUAACUACCUGCCUAACAAAAAGGAGUGGAGCUGUAAUUCCAGUCCAGGACUGCUAGUCCUUCUGCUAUCAGAUGUCUUUCUGCUUGACUGAACUGCACCUGUGGUCUUUGAAGAAUACCUUACACAUUGGGGAUAGAGACAUCGGGAUCUACCAGUAUUAUGACAAAAAAGAUCCACCAGUAUCAGCAACAGAGCAUGGUAACUUAGAAGAAAAGCAGAAGCUGGCAGAAUCACGAGAUUUUCCAUGGACGCUCAAAAACAGACGCCCAGAAAAACUUCGAGACUCACUCAAGGAGUUGGAGGAGCUGAUGCAAAACAGUCAGUGUGUGCUGAGCAAAUGGAAGAACAAAUAUGUCUGUCAGCUCCUCUUUGGUUCAGGUGUGCUGGUGUCCCUAAGCCUUUCCGGGCCGCAGCUGGAGAAAGUGGUGAUUGACAGAAGCCUGGUGGGGAAACUCAUCUCAGACACCAUCAGUGAUGCUCUUCUCACAGACAGCUUUAUCAUCUUAUCAUUUUUGGCACAAAACAAGCUAUGUUUUAUUCAGUUUACCAAGAAGAUGGAUUCUCCUGAUACAAACAAAAGACUGGAAAAGCUCUCAGCCUUGGAUUAUAAGAUUUCCUAUUAUGAAAUACCUGGUCCGGCAAACAGGACAACACAGCGUCGUCUAGCUGUCAAUCAUGUUCAGGAUGUAGUUGUUUGCUGGUGGCCGCUGGUCAGUGAUGAUGCUUGGCCUUGGGCCCCCAUUUCUUCUGAGAAGGACAGAGCCAAUCUGCUGCUCCUGGGUUAUGCUCAAGGAAGACUGGAGGUUCUGAGUUCUGUCCGCACAGAAUGGGAUCCACUGGAUGUUCGCUUUGGCACCAAACAGCCUUAUCAGGUGUUGACAGUGGAGUGCUCCAUCAGUGUAGACAAAGAGCCCAUGGCUGACAGCUGCAUCUAUGAAUGCGUUCGGAAAAAAAUCCAGUGUGUAUCAGUCACCAGAAUACCACUAAGAUCAAAGGCCAUUAGUUGUUGCAGGAAUAUUACUGAAGACAAAUUGAUUCUGGGCUGUGAAGAUUCUUCAGUAAUUCUUUAUGAAACUCACCGCAGAGUGACUCUCCUAGCUCAGGCUGAACUUUUGCCUUCAUUAAUAAGCUGCCACCCAAGUGGUGCCAUUCUGCUAGUUGGCAGUAACCAAGGGGAGCUGCAAAUUUUUGAUAUGGCUCUUUCUCCUAUUAACAUCCAGCUUUUGGCUGAAGACUACUCGCCUAGGGAGACUCUGCAAUUCAAAGAAUCCUUUGAUGUUUCUAGCAGUCUUGUUCACAUGCAAUGGACAGCUCCUCAGGUGGUUUCUAAGAAGCCGGAAAGUGGGGACAUCUGUGAUCUCCUCUUCCUCAGAUUUGGCAGAGGACCUUUGGGUGUACUUUUGUUUAAACUUGGUAUCUUCACACAAGGACAACUGAGCCCAGUAGACAUCAUCUUCCAGUAUAUUCACUGUGAUGAGAUCUUUGAGGCAAUAAACAUCCUGAGUAGUAUGAACUGGGACACUCUGGGCUACCAGUGCUUCAUCAGCAUGAGUGCCAUCGUAAACCAUCUUCUUAGACAAAAGCUCACUCCAGAGAGAGAAGCACAGCUUGAGGCAAGCCUUGGAACCUUCUAUGCUCCAACAAGACCACUCCUGGAUACAACUAUAUUGGAAUAUAGAGACCAAAUCAGCAAAUAUGCAAGGAGAUUCUUCCACCACUUGCUCAGGUACCAGCGAUUUGAAAAGGCAUUUCUGUUAGCUGUUGACAUUGGUGCUCGUGACCUGUUCAUGGUGAGUCAUUCCCAGAGAUGAUUUUGUGCCUUCAGUUCUAAGGCUGAGUAA